Molecule: messenger RNA, 795 nt
Organism: Hippopotamus amphibius kiboko
Lineage: Eukaryota; Metazoa; Chordata; Mammalia; Artiodactyla; Hippopotamidae
Gene: PRSS58
Product: serine protease 58
Exons: 5
Coding region: 1-729 (242 amino acids)
Biological process (GO): proteolysis
Molecular function (GO): serine-type endopeptidase activity
Source: RefSeq, a predicted model, not a curated record
AUGAAGUUUAUCUUCCUGUGGGCUCUCUUGAACCUGCCUGUUGCUUUGACCUUCGAUCCAGAUUACAAAGAUGCCAUCACUCCCCCAUACAUGGUCUACUUGAAAUCUGAUUACUUGCCUUGUGUUGGAGUCCUGAUCCACCCCCUUUGGGUGAUCACAGCUGCACACUGUAACUUAUUGAAGCUUCACUUAAUCCUGGGGGUUACAAAACCAUCAAAUCUAAGAGAAGAAAAACAUGUACAAGUGGUUGGCUAUGAGAAGAUGAUUCAUCACCCACAAUUCUCCAUCACUUCUAUGGAGCAUAAUCUCAUGUUAAUCAAGUUGCAAACCCAUAUUGAACUCAAUGACUAUGUGAAAGUGGCCACCCUGCCCAAAGAGCCUGUCCCUGAAGACACCAUGUGCACUGUCUCCACCUGGGCCUACAACGUGUGUGAUCUCUACAGGGACCCCGACUCACUGCAGAGUGUGAAUAUCUCUGUAAUCUCCAAAACUGAGUGCCUCAAAGCCUAUAAAACCUACUACAUCAGAGAUAGUAUGAUGUGCUUGGGCAUUGUGCCAGGAAGGAGGCUGCCCUGCAAGGAAGUCACAGCUGCCCCUGCCAUGUGUGAUGGGGUACUUCAAGGAAUCCUGACUUUUGCAGACGGAUGUGUUUUGAGAGCUGAUGUUGGCAUCUAUACCAGAAUCAUUAACUACAUACCCUGGAUUGAAAAUACCAUCCGGAAGAACUGAGCUCUCAUGACAGGAAUUCUAGACCAUAUGACACCAUCUGUCCCCAAGUCCAGCCUCAGAAUUAAA